Messenger RNA from Episyrphus balteatus (marmalade hoverfly), 685 nucleotides. RefSeq names its product peptidyl-prolyl cis-trans isomerase Fkbp12 (gene Fkbp12). The transcript is spliced from 2 exons. Bases 120 to 446 code for a protein of 108 amino acids. Gene Ontology annotation, molecular function: peptidyl-prolyl cis-trans isomerase activity. The record is from RefSeq and is a predicted model, not a curated record. Lineage: Eukaryota; Metazoa; Arthropoda; Insecta; Diptera; Syrphidae.
CAAACGUAAUCCAUGACAUCCAAUAUUGAAAAUUUCUUCUCCACCACGCUAUACAUUUUGUACAGUUUGUUAAUAAUUUUUGAUUUUUCAUUAUCGAAAAGAAUUUCUUGUACCUAAAUAUGGGCGUAGACGUUAUUCCAAUUACUCCUGGUGAUGGAAGUACAUACCCUAAAAGCGGUCAACUUGUUUCUGUCCACUACACUGGUACUCUCGAUAAUGGGACUAAAUUCGAUUCUUCUCGCGACCGCGGUAAACCAUUCAAAUUUACUAUUGGUCGGGGUGAAGUAAUUCGUGGCUGGGACGAAGGUGUCAAGCAAUUGUCUCUUGGUCAACGCGCAAAGCUUGUUUGCUCGCCGGACUACGCUUAUGGAAGUCGUGGCCAUCCAGGCAUCAUUCCACCAAACGCUACAUUGACGUUUGAUGUAGAACUGCUCAAAGUAGAAUAAUUAACAAUUUAUCAUCAAAUUGCAGCAGCAAAACUAAGGCCAAUAGGCAUCUUAAAUUUUAAUAACUAUGCAUUUUGAAAGUAUCUAACACAUUUUUAUUUAGUUAUAACUGCGAUUUAAGUACGAAAGGCUACUCGUGAAUGCUAAACAUUAGACGGUAAGCUUGUGUUUAACGUCAACUGUAUCCAUAAUGUUUUUCUAUGAUCUUAUAAACCUGCAAUAAAUAGACUAUGAAAGUA